Messenger RNA from Laccaria bicolor S238N-H82, 651 nucleotides. RefSeq lists its product as uncharacterized. The record is from RefSeq and is a predicted model, not a curated record. The transcript is spliced from 3 exons. The coding region runs from base 1 to 651 and encodes 216 amino acids. Lineage: Eukaryota; Fungi; Basidiomycota; Agaricomycetes; Agaricales; Hydnangiaceae.
AUGGGUGAUCCGAGCGAUCUACGCUUUGUACCCUCCUCUUGCGCCACCACCCCCAUCGACUGGACCAAAGUCCCUGAAGCAUCCUCCUCUACCACUGGGAUGUUCGACGCAUUCAAAUUUUUUGGCUACAUGAUAGGCGAACUAUGCACGCUCCUUCUCGACAUCAGCGAGUUUGGGCUCGCCAAACCCCGUUUUUCUGCAACCACUGUUGGUCUUCCAGUAGGCCCACGCUUCUACAUGAAGUAUUUGCAGGAGGUUUGGUUCGUCCUUUUCGUGCCAGAGUCCAGGGAUGCGAUCACUGGUUUCAGCCCGAACAUACCACACGCUGAGGACUCGCAUGAAGACGCGGGGAUUGCGCAUGACAAAGCAUUGGCUGAGGAUUAUGACGCGAAGCUCUGUGAGGAGGUCAGACGGAUCGGAACCUUCGGAGCAGUCACCUCCAAAAGGUUGGCUGGGUGGGAGAGUUCUACACUGAAAAGAAACUUGGAGCUUGCACAGAUGAUGAAGACAUUCAUGCCAGGACUUGGCGCCUGGUGGAGUCCAAGCACUGUGGAGUCUGAUUUCGGUUCUAAAUGUUGUACUUUCUCCGCUGCCACGAUCGAAUUGUGUUUGCCUGUGUUCAUUCUGCGCCGAGGACAUGGUUCGGGAUAG